CUGUCCGCGGUGCUGAAGCCUCGGCUGCCGCCUGCUCACACAGCCAGGAAUCCGCGUACUGAGCGUCCAAAUUAAAACGAGACCUCCGCAUUUCACUUGAUUAUUCUCGACUAGCGUCCCUCCGCCAAUACACAUAGGAAGCGCAACAGAAAGGCGCACGGCUGGGUUUCGCUUUUUUUUUCUUCUUCUUCUCUUCCCUCCACCCUCCACAGACGUUAAAAUUCUCGCUUUGCUUGCUGUUGUUUUCUUUUAGCCUUGGAAGUAAUUCUUUUUCAACACAAGGACGUGUUCUGUAGCUACGCGAAGAGCGAGCUCGACUUUAGUAGACAUGUGCGUGAGACAAGACUGUCAGUUUAUGAACCUCUUCGCGAUUCUGGUUCUGGCUGCUGCCGUGGGCCAAAUACACGGACAAGGUCCAAAGGAAAACAUUGACAUUAGUAAGAGGACACUGGAGCCAGACAGGGUUUCAUCAACAUUGGACAGAGAGAGUGAAAUCCAUGCUGUCACCACGGUCUCACCGGUGAACAUCCCCAAUCACCAGCCUGUCUUCAGGGGCCUGCUGCUUCAUGAGCACCUACUUACAAGGGACUUCCAGGGAGACCAGCACUUUUUUAAAAGGGAUGGCUCCUUGGCUGCAUAUUCAACCAUGCCAGGCUCUGUGUCUGCUUCAGAUGCAGAAGACCCUGUCACUCAGCUGGUGCCCCAUGAGGAUGCCCCAGCCUUCUCAGACAUUGCCACUACAGCCACUGCAGCUGCCACCUCCCCACUGACCACAUUUUCUCCCACAACACCUAGGCCACCCAUAUCCCUCCCUCAUAUGAAAUCAUCAAAGGAUAAGACCAGAGGGGAAGGCAAGGUAGAGCCAACCUCAGGCUCCCUGACCACUCAAGUGACACCAAACAAUAAAGGUUCAGCCAGUGCAAAUAACCCAGUGGCUCCCUUAUCCAUACAGAGGAGUCAACCUCAAAGUUGGGACGUUUUUCGUGUGGAGGCCACCCUUGCACCCUCUUCAGUGAGGAUGGAUAAAGGCGAAGCCAGAGAAACAGCAGUGAAGAACAAAACCAGCCAAGAUCAUUCAUUCCCCAACCCAACUUCAGCAUCCCGAGAAGAAGGUACGACCGCAAGAUCAACAACCAUAACCACAACUACCACCAUCACCACCGUGCAAACCGCAGAGUCGUGCAAUCUGAAUUUCACUGACCCUGAGGGAAACAUCGAAAUCCUGCAGCAACCUGUCUCUGGAGUGGAGUGUAACUACUUGGUUACUGUCUACCUAGGUUAUGGCAUUGAGGUUCAGGUGCUGAAUGUGAGUGUGUUGAAAGGAGAGCGGGUGACAGUGGAGGAUACCGGUGGCCGAGAACCCUUCAUCCUUGCCAAUGAGUCAGUCUUGAUGAGGGGGCUCGUACUACGCAGCUGGAGCAACCAGAUCGCCAUCCGAUUUCGUAGUGACCACCAACACAACUCUGGAUUCGUCCAGCUGCAUUACCAAGCAUUUGUGUUGAGCUGUUCAUUCCCCAAAGAGCCUGCCGGUGGAGAAGUUUCUGUGACGCACCUCCACCCUGGCGGAGAAGCCUACUUUCGCUGUUUUACCGGCUACAAGUUGCAAGGCCCCAAAAUGCUCACUUGUCGCAAUGCAACCACACCUUACUGGAGUGGAAAAGAGCCCCAGUGUGUGGCAUCCUGUGGAGGAAUGAUAAAAAAUGCCACCUAUGGUCGUAUCGUCUCUCCCGGAUUCCCUGGCAACUACAGCAACAAUCUGACGUGCCACUGGGUCCUGGAGGCCCCUGAAGGCCACCAACUCCACAUUCACUUUGAGAAGGUGGCUCUGGCAGAGGACGAUGACAGGCUGCUGAUUAAGAAUGGCAACAACAUAGAUUCUCCCCCUGUGUAUGAUUCCUAUGAGGUAGAGUAUUUGCCCAAUGAAGGUGUGCUCAGUACAGGACGUUACUUGUUUAUAGAGUUCACCACAGACGGGACAAUGACCUCCACUGGUGCAGCCGUCAGAUAUGAAGCUUUUGCGAAAGGUAUGUGUUAUGAGCCCUUUGUGAAGUACGGCAACUUCAGCAGCAGUGACUCCACCUAUAGUGUGGGAGCAGUAGUUGAAUUCUCAUGUGACCCUGGCUACACGAUGGAGCAAGGCUCCGUAGUGAUUGAGUGUGUGGAUGCACAAAACCCACAGUGGAAUGAGACUGAGCCAGCUUGUAGGGCUGUGUGCAGCGGGGAGAUCACAGACUCCGCCGGUGUGGUGUUGUCUCCUAAUUGGCCUGAGGCCUAUGACAAGGGGCAGGACUGCAUCUGGGGUAUCCAUGUGGAAGAGGACAAGAGGAUCAUGCUUGACAUCCAAGUGCUCCAUAUUGGCAAGAAUGACCUGCUGACCUUCUAUGACGGUGAUGACCUGACAGCGAACACUCUGGGCCAAUACAGUGGUACACGGUCACACUUCAAGCUCUAUACCUCCAUGGGUGAUGUGACAGUUCAGUUUCAGUCUGAUCCUGCCACCAACAUCUACGGCUACAACAAUGGCUUUGUGGUCCACUUCUUUGAGGUGCCGAGGAACGACACCUGCUCCGAGCUGCCCGAGAUCGCCAACGGCUGGAAGAGCACUUCCCACCCUGACCUCAUCCACGGCACUGUCGUCACCUACCAGUGCUACCCUGGAUUUGAGUUGGUAGGUUCUGAGAUCCUCAUGUGCCAGUGGGAUCUCACUUGGAGCGGUGAUGUGCCGAGAUGUGAGGAAGUUAUGACAUGUCAGGAUCCUGGAAAUGUGGAGCACAGUCGUAAGGUGCUCACAGGCAGCCGCUUUACCGUUGGAUCGACAGUACAGUUUAUCUGUAAUAAAGGCUACAUCCUGUCUGGCAACAGCCUCCUCACCUGCUACAACCGAGACUCAGGCAAACCCAAGUGGAGCGAGAGGCUGCCCAAAUGUGUCCCUGAAAAGUACGAGCCGUGUAGGAACCCUGGCGCUGCCUCCACCAGUGUGCAGAGCUCUGAAAAGGCCUUUUACCAAGCAGGAGAGACACUGACCUUCUCCUGCCGCUCGGGCUACGAACUGCAGGGUGAGGCCACCAUCUAUUGCAUCCCCGGACACCCUUCACAGUGGAACAGCACACCACCUGCCUGCAAAGCAUCCUCAACCAAUUAUGUGAAUGAACGCAGACUAGAUGUUGUUAAUAUAGAUUAUAGCAUGGAGGGAACCAACAUUGCCCUUGCUGUUUUUAUUCCAACUGCUAUCAUCUUGGUGGUUGUCCUUGGGAUUUAUGUCUACUUUGCAAAACUCCAAGGGAAGUCUAUCAGAAUGCCGACAUCCUCACCACCGUAUGACAACAUGACAGAAGAGUCAGCUUUCGACAACCCUGUUUAUGAGAGUGGACACUGGCAGUCUCAUUCUAGAUACUAAACCCUGUCAGUCUGUCCAGCUUCGCUGUACUGCUGAAGAACUUUGAGGACAAAUGAAAAAGAUUAAGAGGUGCCCAUUUAGAGACCUUAAAGCAAGAAUUGCUCAAGCUUUGCCUUUUGGGACCUUCUCUGCACUGCUCAUCUUUUCCUCCAGCCUUUUUGUUCCUGAAUAAUCCCUUUCCAUUUUCCCUUUGUGUGGAUUACUGUAAAUACGUCUUUCUUCCCAUGGUCAAAUCUGUGAAUCUGUGGAUCACCAUGGUGAUAUUUUUAUAAAGUAAAUUGCCGGCGACUGUUGGGGAUUGUAUGUUUUUGAGUGUUUUUUGAUGCCUCAAGCCAGUAGCAAUUAGAGAUUUGAGGGAAAUGGUUCUUUGAUUGUUGAGAUCUAUUGAACACAAAUUCCCCAUCAUCCAACACUCUUUGUAAAUUCGUCAUUAUUACUUUCUUUUCUUUGUGUCUGGGUCUGCUAUUUGUAAAUAAACUGCCUGUCCAGUAUGAGUGCCUCACGACUCACUAUAACCUGAGAAAUCAUGUGAAAAUGUCUGAAAAGCUGAACCCUCCCGUUGAACUAUAAUUUUGUAUUUGCGGGCCUGACAUUCUACUCCAUCAUACAGUUUCUCUUCAAGACACAAAAACAAAUGAUGCCAGAUAUUUUCCUACUAGCUGAUGUGUGGUUCCAACUGCAUAUAGCCUCAGACGAUUUCUCAGAUACCUGAUUUCAUGUGGGACCCCUCAGCUAUGCAUAACUCUUAUACUGUCAAGGCUGCCUCAAAGGUUAAGUAGCAUUUUAUUAAUUUGCAUAUGUUCCAAAAUGUGGCUGCACCUCAGCAUUAGCACACCUUCAGAUAAAACCAAGUGAGACUCACUGAUAACAUAGUGUAACACCAUGAUUUAGUUUACCGGUACUUACUGAUGCAUUCAGUAUCAGAUCAUAUUGAUUCCAGUGUUGCAAACCAAAAACUGAAAGUGUUACAGUCUGCAAACGAGAUCUUUAUGUAACAGACUGGUUUUUACUGUGGGUCACAUUACUGUGGUGCAUCUGCUUGUGUUAAAUUUGUAGAUAGACUUCGUAUCAUUUGUGCAUAUUUAUUCUCUAACAAAUCUUUCUUUCAGCAUCACAGCUGGUGAAACCACACACAGGAAGCCAA
Messenger RNA from Scatophagus argus, 4541 nucleotides. RefSeq names its product seizure protein 6 homolog. Gene Ontology annotation, biological process: synapse maturation; regulation of dendrite development. The transcript has 18 exons. Bases 329 to 3397 code for a protein of 1022 amino acids. The record is from RefSeq and is a predicted model, not a curated record. Gene Ontology annotation, cellular component: neuronal cell body; dendritic shaft; endoplasmic reticulum. NCBI's taxonomy places the organism in Eukaryota, Metazoa, Chordata, Actinopteri, Scatophagidae.